CAAAGUUGGCGGUAAAGAUGGAGGCUGCGGAGAGUAAAACUUUACCCGGAGAUGAAGAAAACCAGGAGCUCAGAGUGCAAAUAACGUCCAAGAAACAAGUGACGGAGCAGAUUAAUAAAUAUAAAGAUGUUUUAAAUAAAACUCUGGACGGACAGAAAGACGUUCCGGAGGAGACGAAGAGAGUUUUACUGCAGGAGCUGCUGGCGAACUUUGAGGCAGCAGUUCAGGACAACGUGUUGGUGAACGGGCAGCCGUGGGAGGAAGCUCCUGAUGCUGAAGCGGAGGACGAGGCUGUGAACCUGGAGGGUCUGCUGGAUGACUCCAUCGUUGAGACCACCAGGAGGCGCCGCACCUUCCCCAGGAAGAUCCUGCCUCAUGUGGUCCACUCGCUCAAGGCUGAACGCAAACUCCUGGGUCUGUAUGAAAACACAGUGAAACCUCAGGAGGAGCUCAGAGACCCUGAUCAAGAGAGCAUCAUGAACGAUCUGUCAGCAGCAGCUCCUGGGAUGGUGAAACAGGCCAUCCAGGUCAUAAAGUCGAUCAACACUCUGCAGAAACAGGCCCAGGGUCUCUGUGAGGUCCUCAACAUGAAGCCCAGCCAGGUUACCAUGGAGAUCCACAGAGAAGUGUUUGGUUUCAGCAGCCAAUCAGACGCCCCGAUGCCUCCCGCGAGGGACCGGCAGCCAAUCAAGAGAGCCGUAGAGGAGGCGGCGGCUGCAGACGGAUACGCUCCUCUCAGGAAGAAACCUGCAGCAGGAGAAACCACACAGGGACUCUGAUACGGACGCAAAUGUUCCUGAGCAGCUUUAAUCAAUCCUCUUAUUAAUUAUUGAUUAUUUUCAUAUUGUCUGGGCUUCACCAGCUCACAGGACUGAUGCUUUUCUGAUCAAUACUUCACAUAUAAACGUUCACAAAACAUGAUUAUCUCGACUGGUUUGGAGGAAGUUUUUAAACGAAGUCUAAAAGAUGUUUGCCACUGAAACAGUUACAUGGAUUUGUGAGGAAAAAGUGCAAGAAAUCACAUGAAAUUCUAAAAAACUGAUGCAAAAUCCAGUUCCAGACUCUGUUUGUAUUAUAACCUGAUGAAUGCAACACAUUUUGUCAUUUUAAAGCCACUUUAACAGCCUGUAAAGACGUUUUCUGGUAAUAUAAAGUUG
This is a messenger RNA of Centropristis striata (black sea bass), 1157 nucleotides long. It is a transcript of the gene nsl1, whose product is annotated as NSL1 component of MIS12 kinetochore complex. Gene Ontology annotation, cellular component: kinetochore; MIS12/MIND type complex. Bases 18 to 779 code for a protein of 253 amino acids. The transcript is spliced from 6 exons. The record is from RefSeq and is a predicted model, not a curated record. Gene Ontology annotation, biological process: mitotic sister chromatid segregation. NCBI's taxonomy places the organism in Eukaryota, Metazoa, Chordata, Actinopteri, Perciformes, Serranidae.